AACAUCUUCAUUUCAUCUGUAUUUACUUGCUUUUGUUGCAUUUUUCGUUUUUGAAUCUUGUCAUUCAUUAAAUCUUUAUUUUGAUACCCCUAUUGUAACGCAAUAUUAGUUUUAUAGGAAAAAUUGAGGGUUGGAGAUUGAAUCGCGAAUCCAUCAGAUUUUGAGGAAAGGAGUUUGAUCAAUCCAAGAAUUGAAACAACAAGACUUCAUUACGUCGCAUACAAAUGAUAUCGAAAAGGGAGAAUGUAUGAACCAGAAAUAAGAGAUUUUUCACCUGGGGGUAUAAACUCACCAUUAAGAACCGCGGGAUUUGAAUCGGAGGCAUUUCCUAGACUAAGCCAUGAACUCGAGCCUACAAUGUCUACUCAAUCUGCCCCAGACUCCAUGGCGGGACAAUCACCAGUUCGACGUCGCGCAACCCGUUCACGAACCAAUACCUUUCCCACUGUUGAUGUUUCGCCAAGUCAACCAGAAUGGCAUCCAGGACAAGAACCUGGUUUGGAUCCAUCUAAACCUUAUGGUGGUCGAACUGCUAGCUUCAACCUACACGAGGAUUGUCAAAUAACUCUUGUGGACUUCAGUCAAGAAAAAAUAGUCAAAAGAGAAUUCAAUAAUGAUGAAUUUGUUCGCUUCAUGGAUAUGGAACAAGAGGAGUGGAUUAAAUGUCGAUGGGUUAAUGUUAAUGGACUCAGUUGGGAUGUUAUACAAGCCAUUGGCAAGAAGAAGAAAUUACACAGAUUGGCAAUUGAGGAUAUGGUCAAUCUCAAUAAUAGGACAAAGGCAGAUUGGUAUACUGACCAUACUUAUGUCGUUUUGACAUUGCAAAAACUCGUCCAUUUACAUCCAGAUAAGGAUAGCGAUUCGGAAAGCGAUAGCGACGACGAACAAGAUAUAACACUGGAGGCUCCAAGGAAAAGGAAACGAGGACCAUUCCGUAAAGCGUUAUAUAAAUUCAUGAAACGGAGGAAUUCCAAUGUUACACCCAUCGAUGCGCUAGCCGGCGGUGUUCAUGAUACAACUAAGGAAUUUAUCACUGGGCAUACGGAUGGCGUACAAUCUUCCCCAGUGCAAAAAUUAAGGACUUUACAAAGAUAUCAUGGUGGCCCAAACCAAGAAAGAGCGGCACAUAUGGAGAAAAUUUCUCCUCUAACACAAAAGAAGUUGGCUGUUAGUGCUGAGCAGGUCUCGAUAUUCUUGACUGCCGAUAAUACCGUCAUUUCCUUCUUCGAAAAUUCAGCAGAUGACAUUGAAGAACCCAUCCUUCACAGAUUAAGCAAUUCUGAUACAAUACUUCGCAAAUCAUGUGAUGCAUCAAUGGUAAUGCAGGCCGUUAUCGAUGCUGUCAUUGAUCUUGCUAUACCUGUCACCUCCGCCUAUCAGGACAUCAUUGGUUCAUUAGAGCUAGAUGUCUUGACAAAUCCCAAUAUCAAACAUACAACAUCAUUAUACGUCGUUACUAGCGAAAUAACCACAUUACGCAACUUUAUCAAUCCAAUUGCUAACCUCAUCAAUUCUCUUCGAGAUCAUAAAAACGUUGGACCAAGAGGUGAUGUACAAAAGGCAGCAUCUGCUGUUAAGAUUAGUCAAAUGGCACAAACAUAUCUUGGAGACGUUGAAGAUCACAUCGUAUUAAUUACAGAAUCUUUGGAUCAACUUCGACGAAACGCUGAUGGAAUGAUUGAUUUAAUCUUCAAUACCAUCUCAGCAUAUCAAAAUGAGUCUAUGAAACAACUGACAAUUGUCACUAUCAUUUUUCUGCCGUUAAGUUUUUUGACAGGUUAUUUUGGAAUGAAUUUCACCGAUAUGCCAAGUAUAGAACAUAACGAGAAAUAUUUUUGGCAAAUAGCUUUACCUGUUGCUUUUGUUGUUAUUUUAUUCUUAAUGAGGGAUAUGAUUGUUUGGUGGGUCAAGAGAACAAUCCAGAGGAGGGGAAUAUCGAGAAGUAGAAAGGGCAGGGAGAGAAGAGAGAGUAGACAGAGAGGAAUGAAGGAAAAGAGGAAUAGAUGA
This is a messenger RNA of Botrytis sinoallii, 2007 nucleotides long. RefSeq lists its product as uncharacterized. Lineage: Eukaryota; Fungi; Ascomycota; Leotiomycetes; Helotiales; Sclerotiniaceae. Gene Ontology annotation, biological process: transmembrane transport; metal ion transport. Gene Ontology annotation, cellular component: membrane. Gene Ontology annotation, molecular function: magnesium ion binding; cobalt ion binding; magnesium ion transmembrane transporter activity. The transcript has 4 exons. The record is from RefSeq and is a predicted model, not a curated record. Bases 244 to 2007 code for a protein of 587 amino acids.